AUGCAGCUCUACAAGAUCCUGGGUGUGCUUCUGCCGAUCACGGUGGCCAACGCCCAUUCCUGGGUGGAACAACUCACGGUCAUUGCGCCAAAUGGGACCUUUGUCGGCGCCCCAGGCUAUGCCCGGGGCAACUAUCUUCGCACCGCGCCCGGGUUCAACGACUUGACCAUGACAUACCUAAUCCCGCCGGAUGGGGCAUCCAACGUCACCCUGCUGUUGCCCAGCUACGAUAUGUGCAAAGGCACUCAACAGAACAUGACACAGACAACGGGGAGCCCGAGACUGCAAGCCAGUGCUGGCGCUGCAAUUGCACUUCGUUAUCAGGAGAACGGCCACGUCACGCUGCCCUGGAACCAACCCGGCAAACCCCAGAAUCGCGGCACGGUCUACGUCUACGGGACCACGGAGCCCAAGGUCGGCGAGAAGCUUCUGGAUGUGUAUGGAAAGUGGAAUGAGAAUGGCACCGGCGGAGAUGGACGGGGGGUGCUCUUAUCGACUCAGAACUUCGACGACGGCCGCUGCUACCAGAUCAACACGGGCAACAUCUCCGAGUACCGCCAGAAGGAGUUUCCACACGUUGCAAACCAACUGAUGGGCGCCAACCUGUGGUGCCAGCAGGACAUCAGGCUGCCCUCAACCGCCCCAGCGGGCAGACCGUACACUCUCUACUGGGUGUGGGAUUGGCCUACAUUACCCGGCAUCGAUCCAACUUACCCAGACGGCAAAGAGGAGAUCUACACAACGUGUAUGGAUGUGGAUGUGGUCAACACGGAACAGACGCGCGUACAGGCAGCAGCGGAGUAUGUCAAGGACCAGAACCUCGACAGCGCGGCGAUCCCGUCGGAAUUUGCCGACAUGAAAGAUCAAAACGAGGCUAUCGUGCAGACUACUCAUGACACGACUGGGGCAACUGCCACGGUGACGGUGACGGAGACGGUGACGACGUUAGUUGAUGUGGUCAUCGAGACAGUGUUCGUUGAGCGAUGCCAGUCCUCCUAG
Molecule: messenger RNA, 999 nt
Organism: Penicillium lagena
Lineage: Eukaryota; Fungi; Ascomycota; Eurotiomycetes; Eurotiales; Aspergillaceae
Exons: 1
Coding region: 1-999 (332 amino acids)
Source: RefSeq, a predicted model, not a curated record